UUUCAACACAAAAAACAAAUAAUAAAAAAACAACAAGAUUCAGCCGAGAAGAGUCGCACCGAACUCAACUAGCCGAGAAGAGUCGCCGGAAUUGUUCGCCGGCCGUCAGAAACAGACGGAAAAGCUUACCAGGUUAAGGGAGCUUAAAAGAGAUGAUCUACACGGCGAUCGAUACAUUUUACCUCACGGAUGAGCAGCUAACGAAUACACCCUCCAGAAAAGAUGGCAUAGAUGAAGCUACUGAAACCACCCUUAGAAUCUAUGGCUGUGAUCUCAUCCAAGAAAGUGGCAUUUUGCUUAGAUUACCACAAGCGGUCAUGGCCACCGGGCAGGUUCUAUUUCAUCGCUUCUAUUGCAAGAAGUCAUUUGCACGGUUCAAUGUCAAGGUCGGCCUUGAUAUAUAUAUUAUUUGUUCUUUUUCCUCUCUUGUGCAUGAUAAAUCAAAAGGCUCAUUGCAUUUAUUUCUGCAGAAAGUUGCUGCAAGCUGCGUGUGGCUGGCUUCAAAACUGGAGGAAAACACAAGAAAAGCCAGACAAGUACUCAUUAUUUUUCACAGGAUGGAAUGCAGGAGGGAGAACUUGCCCAUCGAUCAUUUAGACUUGUAUUCCAAGAAAUACGCCGACUUAAAAAUGGAGCUGAGUAGAACUGAGAGACAUAUUUUGAAAGAAAUGGGAUUCAUCUGUCAUGUUGAACAUCCUCACAAGUUUAUUUCGAAUUACCUUGCUACCCUUGAAACACCUCCAGAAUUGAGGCAAGAAGCUUGGAAUCUGGCUAACGAUAGUUUGCGCACUACAUUGUGCGUUAGAUUUAAGAGUGAGGUUGUGGCUUGUGGCGUUGUGUAUGCUGCAGCCCGUAGGUUUCAAGUACCCCUUCCUGAGAACCCACCGUGGUGGAAGGCAUUUGAUGCCGAAAAGUCCGGGAUUGAUGAAGUCUGCAGGGUUCUGGCUCACCUUUAUAGCCUUCCAAAGGCACAAUAUUUACCGAUUUGCAAGGAGUGGGAUUCGUUUACAUUCUCCAACAAAUCAUUGGAAUCAAAGUCUCAGUCAACUGCAAAGGAUGCUCCACAAAGUAGCUCCCCGGUUACUACUGAGACGUCAGCACUAAAGGGAGCUGCAGGAGAAGCUGAUAUUGAUUUGAGUGGUAGCAAGGUUGCUUUGGUAAAACAAACUAGUGAUAAGCUGAACGAUGCUAGGAAGUCCGAUGAUGAAUCCAAAGGCAUGGCUGCCGAGAGAGAUGUAAAAGAUGAACACGCACUGAAGUCCAAACAAGACCGUAAAAUGGAGGCCAGUGGGGACUUACACAGGGACAGGGACAGAGAGAGGGACAGAUUAAAAUCCAGGGAUCGUGAUCGGGGAAGGGAUUCUGAUAAAGAGCGUGAGCGAGAGGAAUUUGAGAGAGCCAAACUCAAGGAUCGUGGUCAUCGUUCCAGGGAGAGACCAAAGGAUUCAGGUAUUUAUUUAUUUAUUUAUUUUAUUUGUGAUUAUUGUUUUGUUGUGUAUUUAGGUUAUGAUUUAGUUUUUGUAUUGGAUGCAGGACAUUCAGAAAAAUCAAGGCGCCAUUCGUCACAUGAUCGUGACCGUGACUACUACAGUUCGUCUUACUCGUCAAGAGAGAAGGAUCGGCAUAGACAUCAUUGAUGUAACUUAAAAGAGCUAUGAUGUGCUCACAUCAUUUCCAUGAUGCUUGUCAAAGUCGGUUAUUUGUAUCUCUUUUGAUGUGCACCUACGUUGUUACCUCUAAAGGUCCAUGUAUGAACAAUUUUUGUAUGUAGUUUCUAUCUCCCUGAGAUGAAAUAUGUAUCCUUCUGUAUCAAUAGUAGUUUAUAUAUUUUUCCUAUUGUUUUAUGUUAAAUGCUCAUUUUUGUGUGUAUUAUGUUUUAUCUAUAUUCUAUAUGUUAACUAAUUAUUAUGU
Molecule: messenger RNA, 1911 nt
Organism: Trifolium pratense (red clover)
Lineage: Eukaryota; Viridiplantae; Streptophyta; Magnoliopsida; Fabales; Fabaceae
Product: cyclin-L1-1
Exons: 7
Coding region: 153-1637 (494 amino acids)
Biological process (GO): regulation of transcription by RNA polymerase II
Cellular component (GO): nucleus
Molecular function (GO): cyclin-dependent protein serine/threonine kinase regulator activity
Source: RefSeq, a predicted model, not a curated record